AUGCGUCUUUUUAUAUCGUUGGCACUGGCUGGUCUAUCGACCCCAGUCUGGGCAUCGCUCAACGACAGGGCCACAUCUGACGUCCCGCCUUAUGUCUUGGAAUAUGCACCCUUGGUCUGGCUCCACAGCCAGGAAACAUACAUGCCGAGUGAUAUCCAGCAGCAGCUCGAUCAUACCAAGCCCAAUGUGAACUGGACGGUCAUCGAGGGAGUGCAGUCACCACUCAACCUCAACAACCUUGACACACUCAAUUCCCUGGGUAAUACAAGCGUCUAUUUGACCUCGCUAGAGGGCAUCGAAGCCAAUCCUGAGCCAGCCUGGUUCCGGGGUAUUAGACCAGACUCACAGGGACGAACCAGUAAUGGUACAGGGAGUGUCAUUAUUAUCGCAGAUCGCAGCAAUGGAACCGUUGAUGCAUUCUACUUUUACUUUUAUGCAUUCAACAAAGGCAGCAAGGUACUGGGCCUGGAAUUCGGCGACCAUAUCGGAGACUGGGAACACAACAUGAUCCGCUUCGUCAAUGGCGAACCCAAAGAAAUAUGGUAUAGCCAGCAUGCCAGUGGACAGGCAUUUACCUACGCUGCUGUCGAAAAGAAGGACAAGCGGCCGUAUGUGUACUCCGCGAGAGGCACGCAUGCUAACUACGCAAUUGCAGGAAACCACGACCACACCAUCCCAGGCUUCAACCUUCCUGCAGGCUUUCUGAUGGACUAUACAGACCGCGGCAUAUUAUGGGAUCCCAUGCUUAAUGCCUACACUUAUACCUACGACAAAACAACUGCUGCGUUCAAGGCUGUGAACUCCGAAGACCCGGUAGCGUGGUUGGAUUUCAAUGGGAGGUGGGGUGACGAUCAGCCGCCUAAUGAGCCCGAGAUAUUUGGCCAGGCCAAAAACGUUGGUGGUCCAAAUGGUCCUAAGUUCAAGAGCUUGGAUAGACAGAAGGUGUGUCCUUCCAACUCGUGCUUUGUGCUUCCGAUUCGGACUUUCUCUGGGAAGGCUUCGUGA
Penicillium coprophilum is the source of this 1005-nucleotide messenger RNA. Its product is annotated as Vacuolar protein sorting-associated protein 62. The coding region runs from base 1 to 1005 and encodes 334 amino acids. The record is from RefSeq and is a predicted model, not a curated record. The transcript is spliced from 5 exons. NCBI's taxonomy places the organism in Eukaryota, Fungi, Ascomycota, Eurotiomycetes, Eurotiales, Aspergillaceae.